CCAAAAUGGCGACGUAAUGUGCCCACAUUAUUGCAUUAUUAUUGCAGCAGCAUUUGUGCGGAAUACUCUCAAGCGACAGUGCCGUGUUAAGCAUAAAUGUAGCGAUAAAGAUGUCCACAAGGAGGAGCCGCAUCAGUGUGCGUCCCAAUGUUGGACCCAGAGCACCCAAAGCAGUGGCAACACCCGCUAAGGAUGUGAACAAAACAGAUGUAGACAGUUCUGCAAAGGAAAAAGAGCAGUCACAGUCUGGAUCCAGUGACACAACAAUAUCAGUGUCCAAGAGAGCCAGUGAUGCAGCACCAGAACCACAAAAAGCUUCCCCUAAGACUCGUAGGCAGUCUGGUAGCCAGAAAACUGAUGUAUCUCUGGCCACAGAUAAUUCUUCUGUCAAUGCCAGUUCAAGCAGUGAUAUCACCCGUACAUCAACAAACACAAGUGCAAAAACGCAAGUUGGUAUCUUGAACUCUGAGAAAAACAGCAAGGAUGCAGAUGUUGUGGCUUGCCAAAACAAAAAGAUGCCUCUUGCCAGACCAAGGAAUAAAAGCAGUGAUACAAAUAAGACAUCAAAUGAAAACCAAUUAAGUACAAAAAACAAAGAGAAUGACUUAGAUAAAUCAGAAGGACCUGCAGUUGCAGCAGCACCUAGGCCUUUGACUCGUGGUUCUGGUGAAGAGGUGCUAUCAGAUUCAAACGUGCCCACUGAACCUCUGCCUGGCUCCAAACCUCCAGAGGUAACUAGACCAAGAAGCAGGUUCAUUAGACCAAAGCCAAAUUUGAGUGAAGCUGGGAGACUCAGAGUCAGGCAUCCUUCCAUGAGUGCUAGUGAUUCAGAAGAUGAUUUUCACAGACAGCCUCCAUCAGUCCAGAGGUUGACAAGUCUUCCCAGCUUGCCAAAUACUCCAGGCUCACCUGGCCCUGUGGGGCAAACGCCUGCCUUUUCUGGCCUUUCAAGUGGAAAUGUACAGGCAACCACAAAUGACCCAGUCCAGGAAUCCACUGGAAAAGAAGAGGUGCAAAAUAAACAACCAGAAAAGAAGGUGCGUCGCAAGAGAGAAAAAGUCCGAACUGUGCCAAGUGAUCGCACAAAGAUGACUAUGAAGGAUUUAAUCUAUUAUAACCCAAGUCCUGCUGAGAGAUCAGAGAAGACCACGGCACGUAGGGCUUCCAUUGAUUCUGUGAGCAGUAUUGUUAGGGACACUCCACUGAGCAAAGACCAAGUAUUGGAGUCUCUCUGUGAAAAUGUACCUCAGUCGCCUUCCAUGCCUCCAAAACAGCCAGUAAAAGAUGGGAACGAGGAUGACGAUGAUGAUGGCAUGGCUCUUCCUGUACCUCAGGUUAAAGUAGGACCUGAUGGCAGCAUUAUCAUAAAUGAGGAGAGCAUGGUGAUUGACAGUCCUGCCAGGCCUGUAGUAGAGACAGGAGAGGUGGUACAUGAAGAUGGGGAGAACGAGACAACUUACUCCAGUUUUAGGAAUAAACAAAAACAUAAAGUCUGGUCCACCAAAGAAACUAUCAAGUUUUACAAGGCCUUGAGUAUAGUUGGCACUGAUUUUUCCAUGAUGUCUGAUAUUAUCCCAAAGCGCACAAGAUUGGAACUGAAGAACAAGUUCAAAAGAGAGGAAAGAACCAAUAAGUCACUGAUUGACAGAGCUUUGAGAGAAAGACAAGACUUUGAUCCAGACCUUUUCUCCCAUUCCGACUCUGAAAAUGAGCCUGAAGUAGCAAAUGCAAAACAAGUGAAGCAAAAAGCAGGAAGAAAAAGAAAAGAUUAUGAUCAGCAGAGCAACAAAGAUGCAAAUACAAAUACUUCUGCGGCUACUAGGAAUAAGAGAAAAAAGAAAAGUAAGAAAACUGCAUAUGAAGAUAGUGAUUCAGCUGAUGAGGUUAUUGAAGAGGAUAAGACCAAUACAGAAGCCCCUGAAGUAUACAUUAAAAAGGCCAUGAAAGAAGGUGGGACUAAAACAAAGCAGGAUAGUGAAGAGGAGGAGGAAGAAGAAGAAGAGGAGGAGGAAGAUGAAAUAAUAACCAAGAUCUGUCGUCCAACUAAAUCUGGUAGAGUACCUAAACCUGUACAAUCAUUGCAUAUAGAGAACAGUAGGACAAUCAGAAAACAAAGGACACACUUUACCAAACAAAUUACUUCAUCAGGAGAAGAAACAGUAGGUGGUCAUCCUACUCUGCCAAGAGCUGCUACAGGUCCAUUGACACAUCAGAAGUUACUGCAGACACCACCAAAUGUGCUCAGACAGGGGGUCAGGAGUCCCCAAUUUGUGUCCUUGACAUCACCAAUCUCAGGUCAAGGUGAAGGUCAGAUCAAUGUCAGCCAGUUGUCCCCAGGACAGCAGCUGGUGUUUGUGACAGGCAGCCCCGCUGCUGCUGCUCCUAGUAAUCAGACUGCGGGUGGUAAGAGAUUUAUCCAUGUCUUCAUGAUGUCCCCAACAGGGAGUCUUCAACAAGUACAAGGGGAGCAAGGGCCAGUAGCCUGGAAUUCAAACCAAGGUCAUCCAAACAAUACUCAGGGAAAUAUAAUAAGACAUGUACCCUCACCCUCUGGUGUUCAGUCAUCACCAUUAAGAUCAAUACUCGCCAGCCCACAGCAGCACAAUCAACAACAGCAACUAUUACAUCAGAAUGUUGUCUUGUCUCAAGGGCAUCAAAAUGGACAGUUGGUGUCAGAUACCUCUUUACACCAGACAGGGACCUCGAGUUUUCAGUCACACCCUAUACGCGAUGCAGCACUUUUGACAGGAGCGCCUUUAAUCGCUAAACAUGCACGUGGGAAUGUGCCGGAAAUGAGCCCGUCAGAUGGCGGCAGCUGUUUGACAGAAUUCACACCAGUUGGUAUGAAUCCUUUAAAUAACAACGAAGGACAUGAAAAUGUAGUUCAGAUACCAAGUCCAAGCCAACAAGGAAGCACCUGAGUAAUCUGUAUUCAGAAUGUUCUCAUUUUUUACUGGUCAAUUAUGUUGAUGCAUCUUGUUGAUCUCAUCAAUCUUAUUUAUUAAAUUUCUUACCAGAAGGCAACGUAAAAGGCCCUUACAGCAGAAACUUUUCAUAAGCAACAGCACUUGUAUUUCUUAUGAUGUGAGAUUUAUUUAUUUUUUCUUAUUAAUUGCGUUCGUCAAAUGUAAAAGUGCGAUUGAUUAGCUCCUGUACGCUUUUGAUGUAGGAUGUCUCUUUGUUGUAUGAUGUUUUUGAAUUCCCCAGAUCUGUAAAAACUAGUAGAUCACUUUUCAGCUAAUUGCGUUUGCAACGUUUUUCACUUUGUUAUGGACUUAAACAGAAAAUGCAUCGUAGUUUAAUUUACUGUUUUCAGUUGCCAUUCAGGUUACAGCAAAAUGUUAAAUGUUUUUCCCCUUAAAUUAAUGCUGUAAAGAUAUAUCCCUAUAAUUAAAAAAUAUAUCACUAUAAACAACAUAAUUCCACAUCUUGUGUUGCUGAGGUACGGAGUCAAUCGACAUUUUUUUUGCCAUGCGCAUCUAACUUGUGUACAUUUAUAAUGGUACAAAGAAAUAAACCUGUCUUUAUUUCC
Lingula anatina is the source of this 3532-nucleotide messenger RNA. RefSeq lists its product as uncharacterized. Gene Ontology annotation, biological process: RNA polymerase III preinitiation complex assembly. NCBI's taxonomy places the organism in Eukaryota, Metazoa, Brachiopoda, Lingulata, Lingulida, Lingulidae. Gene Ontology annotation, molecular function: TFIIIC-class transcription factor complex binding. The record is from RefSeq and is a predicted model, not a curated record. Gene Ontology annotation, cellular component: transcription factor TFIIIB complex.